Molecule: messenger RNA, 4511 nt
Organism: Drosophila mauritiana
Lineage: Eukaryota; Metazoa; Arthropoda; Insecta; Diptera; Drosophilidae
Gene: Gpdh3
Product: myosin-10
Exons: 6
Coding region: 171-4370 (1399 amino acids)
Biological process (GO): glycerol-3-phosphate catabolic process; carbohydrate metabolic process
Cellular component (GO): glycerol-3-phosphate dehydrogenase (FAD) complex; cytosol
Molecular function (GO): protein homodimerization activity; NAD binding; glycerol-3-phosphate dehydrogenase [NAD(P)+] activity
Source: RefSeq, a predicted model, not a curated record
AAGUACUUUAAUUCAUCCUAUACACUUCACAUUUGGACGCCACCUAACUCUGGACUAUCAAAAUUCAUAAUAAAAAUUUAAAGCAUUCUACAUCCAGUUAACACACAGGCGGUCAUUUGGUCGCGUUUCGGCCCUAAAUUAUUGUUGUUCGUUGAUUUAAAGUUGGAUCGAUGGCCGGAAAGUUGAAAAUAUGCAUCAUUGGGGCUGAGGGCUGGGGCUCGGCCAUGGCCGCCGUCGUGAGCAACAAUGUCUUGGAGGGAGACUUCGACAGCCGGGUGCAUUUAUAUGUCUACGACGAAAUGAUUCGGGACACUGCCUUAUCGGAGAUCAUAAACACUCGUCACGAGAAUGUCAAGUAUCUGCCUGGGAUCAAGCUGCCCAAUAACCUGAUCGCUGUGAAUGAUCUUUUGGAAGCUGCCCAGAACGCAGAUAUUUUGGUAUUUUCCACCCCGCUGGAGUUCGUGCAAUCCUACUGCAACAUUCUGUCUGGUAAUGUUAAGGAGUCGGCAUUUGCUGUUUCCAUGACCAAAGGAUUGUUGAGCGAGAAUGGCGAGGGGAUUGAGCUUGUAUCACACGCAAUUAGCGAGAGUCUGGAUAUCCCGUGCUACUCCAUGAUGUCCGCACAUAGUGCCAUGGAGAUGGCUCAGGGAAAGCUGUGUGAGGUGACCAUCGGUUGCAGCGAUAAUUCUCAUUCCAAGCUGCUGAUCGCUGCUAUGCAAACCAAUAACUGCAGAGUUAUUUCUGUUAAUGACGUUGACGGGGUGGAGCUGUGUGGAACGCUUACAGACGUCGUUGCCUUGGGAGCGGGUUUCAUAGAUGGUCUGGGUCUGGGUGAGAACGCACGGUUGGCAGCUGUUCACUUGGGUGUCAAGGAAAUUAUGCGGUUUAUUAAGACGUUCUUUCCCUCCUCCAAAAUGUCCACAUUCUAUGAGAGCUGUGGCGUGGCAAACGCGGUGGCUUCCAGCUUAGUCGAUAAAAACGUCACAUUUGCAAAGAGCCUAAUAACAUCAGGCCAAACCAUUGAAGAAAUAGAAGCAAACCUCCACAGUGGCCGCAAGCUUUUGGGCCCCAUGGUGGCCAGUAAUGUGAAUGCAUUUUUGGAGAAUGGGCUUAUGCAACACGAAUUUCCGCUUUUCACGGCCAUCCAUCUUAUAUGCCAAAGAAAGGCUCCGCCGGAACUGAUGGUAGAAGCACUGAGAAACCACCCGGAUCUAAGCAAUUCAUCCAUUUCACAUUUACUGAAACAUGAAAAGGACGAUCUAAAAAUGGACCAAGGCCUGCCCGAACUUAGGACUGCUUUAGAUAGGAUAUUGGCCGAGGCGGGAAACGAAAACUUUAAGCAACUCAAGGUUUUGGACGACUGGACAGAAGUAAACGAUUACGACGUCGAGGAGACGUACCAUGAAAAAGUGGCGUCACGGGAUUCCUGUGUUGAGACCAAAAUCAUGCCAAGCCGUCUGAGUGUGCAAGCUGCUCGGCUCUAUAAUGACAUACGGGAGGGGAAUGUUGGGGUGGCCUUUAAAAUGGACAUCGAUGAAGGCAAUCGCCAAGUGCGGCUCUUGCUAGAGAAGGAAGACGAAAUGGCUAGCGAUGCAGCCAUGACAGUAAUUUCAUCAAGAUUGUCUGCAGGCCAAGAGGAUGACAAUGUCAGGAUGGGCCACGGACACAUAACGAACACUUCCGCGGAAUCCGAUCAUAUGGCCAGCAAAGGCAUUCCCAGUGGCUUGACUACGAAGGAUUCGCCUGAUGUCCUGGAUCUGAGUUGCGAAUCCGAGCCACUGCAUUCGUCAAAACAAAAUAGCCAGCAGAUGGAGAAUGCGGAGACAAAUUUCACGGAGCGUUUAAAAGUGAAUCAACUGAAAGAGCAGAUUGAUAAACAAGAAGCGGCAAAUUUUAAAGCACAAGAAAAUCUUAUAAAAUCUAUCAGACAAACAAUUCAAGCUCUCGGUGAUAAAGAAAAAAUGGAAAACCUAAUCGCAAAAAGCAAAAUGGAGGAGGACCCCUUCCAACUGAAAAGCCAAGUUGAAGGUGAGUCUUCGCAACUGAAAAGCCAAGUUGAAGGGGAGUCUUCGCAACUGAAAAGCCAAGUUGAAGGGGAGUCUUCGCAACUGAAAAGCCAAGUUGAAGGGGAGUCUUUGCAACUGAAAAGCCAAGUUGAAGGGGAGUCUUCGCAACUGAAAAGCCAAGUUGAAGGGGAGUCUUUGCAACUGAAAAGCCAAGUUGAAGGGGAGUCUUCGCAACUGAAAAGCCAAGUUGAAGGGGAGUCUUCGCAACUGAAAAGCCAAGUUGAAGGGGAGUCUUUGCAACUGAAAAGCCAAGUUGAAGGGGAGUCUUCGCAACUGAAAAGCCAAGUUGAAGGGGAGUCUUUGCAAGUGAAAAGCCAAGUUGAAGGGGAAGCUUAUGAACCAAGAAGCCAAACAGAGGAGGAACCAUCUCAAAUUAGAAGCCAACUAGAUGAGGAAUCUGCUAAACUAAAAAGCCUAAUGGACGAAGAAAAUAGGCAGCUUGAAAGUGAAAUGCAAGACGAGAGAAGCCUAUGGAAAAGUUCGGCAGAUAAAUCCGAAUUUGUUGGAUACAACGCGGAGGAAGAGCAAUCCAUUGAAGAAGCAACAGAUAACCAUCAGUAUAAAUUAAGAUCAGAUUCUAAUAAGCUUAAAAAACUUAUGUUCACCGAUUCCGGGGAGCCCUUGGAGUCCGAGAAGCACAUUGAAAUGAAACUUCAAGACGAAAACGACUUUGAUCUGGACGAGGAGCCAGCUAUAGGAAAAAAAGACCGUACUUAUACCAAAGAGAACUUGGAGCUCGAGGAGAUGCUCGAGUGGCAAAAACUAAAGCAAACAGAUAAGCCCCACCAUCUUUAUUCUUCAGCGGAACUGGAAGAUUCAACUACCAUUGAAGGGAACUCCAGGCUUCCGAUAGAGCAUGACGAUAGAUUCCACAAUGUGGAUAGCUAUCAGGAUAGAGAACUCGUUCAAGUAAGGGCUGAGAAUAAAGAGAUUAGCGGAGCCGAGAGCGAAGAGAUCAACUUUAUUAGCGAGCAAAGGCCGAAUCAAACCCAAGAUGAGGUUAACUUGCGCCCCCACAGCGAUAUCAAGUCCGGAGAAACUGGCCACCACGAGUGGGAUUGGCUAAUGAACAAUGAAAAGAUCGAUUCCGACGAGAAGAAGUUUUAUGCCAACGAGCGGAUGGAAACACUUAGCGAAUCUGACCAGGAUAAGCUGCAGAAUCUUAACUAUCAACUAAAGGAAGCCUUGCAGCAUGAUUUGGAUGUGAUGUCCGCAAGCAGGAGUAACGAAUCAAAUGAGGUGCUGUCCGAGGAGGACUCCAAUCCAGAAGCUGCUAAGAAAAUUACGGAGCAACCAAAUAACCCCACUCCAAACCAAAUUCCCGCAGUCCCUUUGCCAGUAACAAUGCCUAGUAAACAAUCUCAUAUCCGUGAAGGCAGUCCACAGUUCCAGAAUCAACCUAAAUCUGUUCCACCACCCUCGCCACAAACAAAACCACAGUCGCCCAAGGAACAGCAGCCUCGCCGCAAAAAUGCACCCGUCGAAUUUGGGAACAAGGACGAAGCCAUGGACCCAAAUGUUUCAGCAUCUGAUCAAGAGGUUCCUAAGCAUAAAAAGAUAUCAAAAACUGAGGCCGUGAUUGAACCAGUCGCUAGGGAUGUCUCCAUGGCCGAGCCAAAUGAGUCGUUACAUUCUAAGAAGGAAUCUUCACCAGCUAGUCUAAGUAAGCAGGAAAGCAAAAGGAAGCAAAAAAGAGGCUUAAGGAAGCCAUCUAGUGAUUCAGAUAGCGUUAAGACAACGAGCGAAUUCGAGAAGCAACGUCAGAUCAUAGAAAACCAGAAGGCACAGCUGGAAAGAAUGGGUAAGAAGAUCAGCGUUAUGCGACGAGGUCAGGAUCGUCGGGUUAGCUACAAGGGUCAUAACCCCUACAGCUCUGACCCGGACCUGGAGUCUAGGCCACCGAUGGACACCAGCUUCGAAAAGGACAGAACGGGGGAUUACCAGGGACUGGGCCAUCAGCGUCGCAAAGUAGUCGUGGCGCCGCCCUUCCAUCCGCCUAUCAAUCCACGAGUACGCGUGCCACGGCCACCUUUCGAUGGACGGGAUCAUGAGUUCCACACGAUGACUACCGCGCCAGUGGACAGACACCUUGCUCCGGCAGCUAAGUGGUCGUCUAUGCCCUCGACUCUGAAGCUGAAUCGCAACUCUCUGGUGGCCAACAUACAGGUCAAGCACUUUGCCGCUCUGCCCAGUCAGGCGAUGCCGAAACCCAUAUUGAAGAUGCCGAUGGGAGUGCCACGCACGAUUCUCUGCGCCUUGCAGUUGGGAUUGCUGGCCUCCUACCUCGCUUGCAGGAAGGACUAAUCCCUAGACUAGUAGCUCGGCUUUUCGAUUCCCCCAAUAGAAGCAUGAUCAGCUCUAAUGAAUAUAGAAUACUUUACUUUUUAAAAAAAUAAAUGGUGUUAGAUUCAAUCUAAAUAAAGGGUGUUAGAAUUCAUUUACAGA